This is a messenger RNA of Cannabis sativa, 1923 nucleotides long. RefSeq names its product TSL-kinase interacting protein 1. Gene Ontology annotation, molecular function: chromatin binding. The coding region runs from base 167 to 1684 and encodes 505 amino acids. The transcript has 8 exons. The record is from RefSeq and is a predicted model, not a curated record. Gene Ontology annotation, biological process: pattern specification process. Lineage: Eukaryota; Viridiplantae; Streptophyta; Magnoliopsida; Rosales; Cannabaceae. Gene Ontology annotation, cellular component: nucleus.
CAAGGCAGACUGAAUUUCAGAGAGCUCCCGCCAUAAUCUCUUUCUCCAAAAUCUCAACACUCCUCCCUCUUGGCUUCGAUUCAGGGAUUGAGAUCUGGGUUUUGAAUAUGGGGAGGUGGGAUGGUGAAAAUACUAAUGGCUUAAGUUGCAGGAGAGCCAAAUCACUAUGAAAGCUGCUACAGAGAAGAGCAAAAAAGCAACCACUGUUCCGAGAGAGAGAAGAUCAGGUAUAAGUAAAACUGGAGCCAGCAAAUUUAGAAAAACUAGCGGGCAAAAUUCCAAAAGAACAGGGCAAGCUGAAUGUUCUUCAGUAAAACAAGACGAGCAUCCGUUACCAUCGAGUAAAGCUGAAGUACUGUUAGUGAAGCCUUUCGAUGAAACUAAAGGGACACAGGACUUGUCUGCACCUAAUCUUUGUCAAGGAAAGACAUUUCUUCCUGAUGCGAAGAUUAAGUUGCAACUUUUCCCCAUAGAUGAAGUCACUCGCAGGGGUUUAGAACAAGAUGGACUUUAUCCCUAUUUGGAACUCACCUUAAAAGCUAGAAAGAAGAUUUCUUCUGUGCUCGAGCACCUCAAUAAAAAGUGGGGCAGCUCAAAAAUUGCUAUUGGUGAACCGGUGCUUUUUCCCUAUGAUGUACAUGGUAGUAUGUCUAGUUGCAGAAGGUGGACAAAGAAAGAUAUUGACAUCAAAGCAGGAGAAAUCUAUGCAUUUAUUGGAAGUCCUGCAAAUUUUCAGUUAAGGUACGGUUGGUUCUCAACUUCUGAUUCUAAAACAUCUGAAGAGCUUCGUAAACCAUCAACUCCUUGCAAUGUUAAUUUGCAAUCUGAAAAUGAACAGAGACUUUGCAGUGCCGUUGGAAAAAAAACAGAUACGGAGGACAGACAAGUUGUGGUAUCAAGUGAAGAUUUUAAACUGAUCAAUAGGACCGACAGUAAACCCGGAAAUUUUGCUGCACGGUGGGUUGAUGAUAUAACUAAUAUAAGCAUUGGAGGCCUUUUAUCAGAAGCAUCUUUACAGGGUAAGUUCGGUAGCCAUGAAUCAAACUUGACAGAGAAAAAUAAUGGAGUGCAGCCAGUCCAAACAGAGUACUUCCCUAGAUCACUGCCAUCUUGGGAUGAUGGUCUAACCAAUAUAAGCAUUGGAGGCCUCCUAUCCGAAGUAUCCUUACAGGGAAAAUUCAGUAAUAAUACUGAAAAAGCUAUUGUGAGCAAUGCAGACUUUCAGCCAACUCAAAUGAUUUCUGACUCACUUGAUGCUUUUAUCUCUGCUCAACAUAUUUGUCCUCAAGGUCCUAGGCCACCUGCUCAUGAUUCACACUCGUCUAUUUUGGAUGCUGAAGAGACAUGUCAUGCAUUCCCUGUCCAAAAAUUCUCUUCCUCAAGCAAAAGGGUUUCAGCUUUUAGUGGCAGUUCUGGAGGCAGCAGCCAGGAUAGUGGCUCCAGAUCAUUCAGAUUUCCAAAAGUUGACGAGACCAAUGUUCAAGUUGAAGUUCCAAAAGAUCAUGCAUAUCAAGAAUCUCAGACAGAUGUCUUGCCUUCCUCGCAGAAGUAUAUUGAUGAAAGCAGCCUUGGGUUCGGAGGCAUCAAUUGGAGUGAAUCAUUGGGACCCUUUGAUCUUGGUCUACCUGCCUCCAGAAAUCUGUUCAAUGGAGAGAAAGACAGCAUAAAUGGAUUUGGUAAGUAAAAGUUUGAAACUGAGAGGUUACUCCUGUUUAUCAAAACACAAUCAAAUUCAGUAAAAUAAUUGUUUAAUAAUAGAGAAAAAAUAUGGGUUAACAUUUGAUUUGUGUAACUAUUCUAUAGUAAACAAAGCCCAGAGUACUUUAAGUUCAAUUCAAUGUAAUGUAUAACAGUAAAAAAUAUUGUAUCUUAUACCAGAUAGCAUUAUCUUUGGUGUAUUUUUUUAAUGCUCUUUGAUUGAAA